AUGGAUAAUGUAAGAUGUUUGAUUUGCUCAAGAAGAUUAAAAAGUCAGGAUUCACUUCUUCUACAUGUUAAAUCAGCACAUUUGAAUGCUCCUAAUAAUACUAAUAAGAAAGCAAAAAGAAAACCAAAAAGGCGUAAUGGUAAUGACAACAGUGAUGAUAGAGAUGAUAAUGGUAAUGGCAUUGAUGAAAUUAAAAAAGGAGACAAAGAUAGAAAUCUUAUAAUUAUUGAUGAUGAUGAUGAUGACAAUAGUAAUAGCAAUAUUCAUAAUCAAAAUAUAAAAAACAUCAUUACUACAUCAACUAAAGGCAAAGAAACUAUUAAUCAAUCCAAUAAUAUCAUUGAAAUAUAUCCGCAAUUUCCUUGUGAAAUGUGCAAUGCGUCUUUUUCUUCACUAUUAGAAUUAAGCAAUCAUAUAGAUUCCAAUCAUCCAGAAGCUUAUCACCCAAUUCUAAUCACUUGUCCUGGAUGUAAAGAAGUCAAUCAUAAUAGAUAUUCGUUUAGUAGACAUAAAAGGCUUGUUCAUAAUAUGAAAGGUAUUCAGGAGGAUGAAAUAAGACAUGUUCCACUAACAUUCAAGCAAAAGAAAGGCAAAAAAAAAAAAUCAAAAAUCAAAAAUCAAGGUCCAUUAAAUAAAGUACAACAUAGUAAUCAAACAAACAAUCAGACACAGAAUCCACACGCAAUUCCAAAUAUUAAUUCACCAGGACUCAAUAAUAACAAUAAUACUUACACCAAUAGUGGUAGUCUUCCUCACAAUAAUCAUAUCAAUAAUUUUAACCCCAUCAAUAAUUUUAGUCCUUUUUUUAACCCUAUCAAUUUUAACGGUAUUGGCGAAUCAGUUACCAUGCAAUUUACUUCAACAACAGGACAAGUUGUUUCAAGAUCCUUCAUUAGAUGUAAGAUUUGCAAUAUGAAUUGCGAAUCCGAUCUAGCCUUUUCACUUCAUAAAAGACAAGCACACUGA
Entrophospora sp. SA101 is the source of this 966-nucleotide messenger RNA. The record is from the annotation of a GenBank genome assembly. NCBI's taxonomy places the organism in Eukaryota, Fungi, Glomeromycota, Glomeromycetes, Entrophosporales, Entrophosporaceae.